CAUUAUAGUUAUAUAUUAAUCCUGUAUUGUUAUUUUUAACUUUCAAAAUAUUACAAUAGUAACUCAGAUCCUAGCACUCAGACCUUAACACUCAGAUCUAUUUAUCCCAUAAUCCCUACUAGAUCUUGAUAAACCUAAUGAUUUAAUUUAAUUUAUUCAGGAUUUUAUCAAUUACAAAUUUCUCAAUAUUUUUAAGAAUGGCUACUAUUCUUGAUGUCAACGUUAACUCGGAUCUCUGUCCACAGGAUUCAAUUGACACCUUUUACUCAGAUACCAAGAACGUUGAAUCUUCUGAAUCAGACUACGAAAGUGUAGAGUCUGAUGAUUCUAUUUGUAUCUCCAAUGAUUCCGAUUACAAUUGUGACAGGUCACAAACUGAUCAACAGAAAGUAACUAUCGCUCCCGUUAUUAAUACCAACUUCACUACCGAAGAAAAGGAAUUAAGAGGUCAUCUUAACUCUCUUUAUCUACAGCUGCUUAAGAAGCAUUAUGAUAAACCGUUUCUACCUGAUGGUUCUAGUUUUCACCCUGUUAAUGAUCCCAUCUACGGCGUUCAAAAUACCUCAAUUAGCGGCAAUUUAUUAUAUUUAUAUGAUUGCAUUAUUAGAAAAAGAGUCGAACUUAUCAUAGAUACCGGAAAAAGAAGAGCUUUGAGUUUUGAAGACAAACUGUUAUUAACACAUGAGAUUAAAAAGGCUCCUGAGCAUCUAAUUUCCCAGGACGAAAAGGAUUUGUUAAUCAAGCUCAUCAAUAAUCGAAUGGACUCAACCCAAAUUGAGAAAUCAUCUGCCGUCUUAAAAAAAUAUAUUUAUCAUUUUAUCGUUCACUACUUAAACGAAAAAUUGGUGGCUUUUUCAGAAGAUAAUGAUGGUCUUAAGGAUUGUAAUGAGUUUGAGUUUUUCGAUAGAUUAAUAACUAAACAAGAACAUUUGGAGAUACAGAAAAAAAUAAAUCAAUUGGCCUUGAUAAACAUGGAGAAGAAUCUUCGAACUUAUGAGAGUGAUACGUUUAGAAAACAUUUCAGCGACUUUAAACAUGCUGACCUUCACGAACAUGUCAAAAAUAGGCUGAAUGAAAUGUACUCAGUUGACUUGGAGCAAGAAACUAAUACCGAUGGUCAAUCUAUGCACAAUCGUAUUACGUCUAAAAUUCCAACUUAUAAAAAGCCACAAAUUGAUACUCACUCGGUGAUAAACACUUCUGUUACUCCCAUUGACUACAGUCCCGAGGAACAAGAAUUAAGAGCUAAACUAGACUCUGUGUAUCACCUAGUGUUUAAGAAGUUUUACGAUAAAGGAUUAAUAAAAAACCCCUCCCAUUUCCCGCCUAAUUUUGAUGAUCCUUUGUGUGAUAUUCGAGGUUUAUUUGUUUCAGAGUUAAUACUAAAAGGUUCCGAAGAAUAUAUUGAAUGUAGCGUAGUUUGUGUAUUGUAUAACAUAGCCAAAAACCUUUUAAACGCCGAGGAUAAGAAAAGAUAUGUAGACGAGCUUAAAAAUACUCCCGAGCAUCUAAUUGACCAGGAGGAGAAGGAUUUAAUAAUAAAGAAUUAUGCUGAAUGCCUUUUAAAAUCCGAACCACAGCUUUAUAGAGCGGAAAUUGAGAAGUUGUUACUUAAAAUUAAGGCUCAUAUUGACGAUAUAACAAUUAACUAUUUAAGUGAACGCAUUUUGGGCUUUUCAAGAGACUUUAACCUUAAAAAUGGGAAAGAGUUUGAGUUUUUCAAUAAUUUAAUCACUCAAAAAGAAAAUUUCAAUGUCGAGGAUAAAAUAUACUAUACGAUUUUAGAAAUUAUGGAGAAGAAAGUACUAGGAUCCGAUGAAGAUAUUAAAAUAUUGCGGUAAAAAUUUCAAAUACUAAAGUAUUCCAAUAACUAUUCCAAAGCUAUGUGUAAUCUCAGACACGAACU
Molecule: messenger RNA, 1906 nt
Organism: Theileria parva strain Muguga
Lineage: Eukaryota; Apicomplexa; Aconoidasida; Piroplasmida; Theileriidae
Exons: 1
Coding region: 198-1841 (547 amino acids)
Source: RefSeq, a predicted model, not a curated record